GUUCAACAUCACCGCCGAGGACGCUGCCAUUUCCCUCUCACGACUGAACACGGCCAUGGACAGAGAGAACUGCCGGAAGCUGACCCCCGCGGGCUGCGAGAUGCCAAAGUCACGUCCCUCUUGCUCCGCGUCGCACCCCUACAGGACCAUCGACGGCACCUGCAACAACCUCGGGCACCCGAAGUGGGGUUCUGCCAUGACGCCCUUCGUGAGGUACCUCGUGCCUGCCUAUGAGGACGGCGUUGACUCCAUGCGCGGCGACGGCAGGACAGGAGCGCGCGCCCUGCCCUCCCCUCGCGCAGUCAGCAGGAUGCUCCAGGGCGCCGAGAACCGCCCUCCGCUCCCGCAUGUCACCCUCAUGGUCAUGCAGUGGGGCCAGUUUCUUGACCAUGAUGUCGUCCACACACCUGAGUCUGCUGGUGCCAUCGAGAACAACAAGACCAUGCCGCUGACCUGUUGCAAGGACGGCAACCCUUACCACGACCUCUACAAUGCCCCUAAAGACUGCAAGCCCAUCGAUGUAUCCGAUGACCCUCUCUUCGGCCACUACUACAACAGGACCUGCAUGAGAUUCGUCAGGUCGCUCGUGGCCAGCAGAGGGUGCCUGUUUGGCCCACGCGAACAAUUCAACCAAAACACAGCCUACAUUGACGCUUCGGCGGUGUACGGAUCGAGGGUCGACAUCGCGGGAAAUCUGCGCGCCUUUCGCGCUGGCCGCCUGGUCGUGACCCAGGGGGAAGGGAGGGGGAGCGGCCAUCUCCUGCCGCAGGCCAAGUGCGGGCACAGCGACGGAUUCUGCUUCAAGGCAGGUCAGUUGGAGGGCGAGGAGGAGCUUUGGGGGGAUGAUCGCGUGAACGAACAGCCUGGACUGACUUCGAUGCACACCCUAUGGCUGAGAGUCCACAACCACCUCGCUAGACAGCUGGCUUCCUUCAAUCCACACUGGGACGACGAAAUGAUCUACCAGGAAUCACGACGAGUGGUAUCGGCUCUCGUUCAGCAAGUAACGUACAGAGAGUUCUUGCCUGUCAUCCUCGGCGAGUCCAGAAUGCUAGAGUAUGGCCUGUGGCUUAAGCAGAGCGGGUACUCGGAUUCGUAUGACCCGCAAGUGGAUGCCUCUAUUGCCAACGUCUUCGCGACUGCUGCUUAUAGGUUCGGCCACAGCCUCGUCAACGACAUCCUGAAGAGCGCGGGCGAGACCGUACCUCUCCUGGAGAACUUCAUGGACCCGCACCUCCUCCUCGAGAAGAAGACCACCACCUCGGCCUUGCUCGAGGGCCUGGCCACCUCCCGCUCGCAGGCCCUCGACUCGUACUUGGUGCCGACGCUCACCAACAAGCUCUUCGCCAGCCCGCACGAGCCGCUUGGCCUCGACCUCAUGGCUCUGAACAUCCAGCGCGGGAGGGAUCACGGUCUGCCGCCCUACAACGACUGGAGAAAAGCCUGUCGUCUGCCACCUGUCACGACCUUCUACGAGCUGGCAACUGUCAUGGCACCGGAAGUGGCAGAGGGCUUCAAAAGCGUAUACCAGAAUGUCAGUGAAAUCGACGUGUUCCCUGCUGGUCUGGCGGAGCACGCUGUCCCGGGCGGCUUACUCGGACCUACCUUCUCCUGCAUCAUCGGCCAGCAAUUCGCCAGCCUCAGGACGGGGGACAGGUUCUGGUAUGAGAAUCAGCGCCAGCCCAAGCCUUUUACAGCAGAGCAACUCGCCUCUCUACGCAAACUGAGUCUGGCAUCGUUAACGUGCGAGCAUACAUCACUGGAAUACCUUCAGCCAAAUCUCUUCCUCUCUGCCAACACCAAUGGUUCCGAAAUCUGA
Messenger RNA from Penaeus indicus, 1819 nucleotides. Its product is annotated as peroxidasin-like. The transcript is spliced from 11 exons. The annotation marks the transcript as partial. The record is from RefSeq and is a predicted model, not a curated record. Gene Ontology annotation, biological process: response to oxidative stress. Lineage: Eukaryota; Metazoa; Arthropoda; Malacostraca; Decapoda; Penaeidae. Gene Ontology annotation, molecular function: peroxidase activity; heme binding.